AGUGAUCAAAUUCCAAAAGCAGUCACAUUAUUUGUUUACAAAGAAAAUGUCAUCAAAAGAAUGGAUAGAAGAAAUUCCAGUAAUGGACAUUUAUUCUCAUAGCUUCAGCAAUUCAGAUAUAUCUUCCCUAAGCAAAGCUUGCAAGGAAUGGGGAUUCUUCUUCAUCCGAAACCAUGGCAUUCCAAAGGAGUUUUACGGAAAACUCAUCUCCGAUGCCGACCGACGACUAUUUUCUUUUCCCGACGAGACGAAGCGGAAAAUGAAAGUGGGAGUUUCUUCUUACACCCCUAGAUUUGUGGUGUCACCAUCCAUGGAGAGCUUCAAGGUUUUAGGGCCCAACUUCUCUGCUUCUGCUGCUGCUCAUGGUUUUACUGACUCCAUAUUUGGUCGCCAAGCUACUGAAUUCAGGAAUCUUCUAGAUGAAUAUGGAAGCAAAAUGGAAGAAGUGUCAAAAAGAGUAGUACAACUAUUACUAAAAACAUUGGGAGAAGAUCUUGAAAACAAAUUCUAUGAAUCUGAGUUCGGUAAUUGCCAUGGCUAUCUAAGGAUAAACAGCUAUACUCUUCAAGACUUGAACGACGAAGAAGAAGUCGUAGGAUUCAAGAAGCACACCGACCUUAGCUACGUGACGAUCCUGUUCCAAGACGACGUUGGGGGGCUACAAAUGAGAUCGAAAGGAGGCGAGUGGUUCGAUGUAAAGCCGAGCAAGGACGGGAAUCUUUUGGUGAACAUUGGGGAUUUUAUGGAGGCUUGGAGCAAUGGGAAGGUGAGAUCAGCUGAGCAUAGAGUUGUUUUGAGGAAAAAAAUUAAUGUGAAGAAGAGAUUUUCUGUGGCUUUCUUUUUGACAUAUGAAGAUGGUGAUAGGGAAAUAUAUGCUCCAACUGAGGUUGUUGGAGAAGGCAAAUCAAGGCUUUAUCUCCCAUUUUCAACCCAAGAAUAUAGGCUCUUUAGGGAAAAAAAUUAUGAGAAAAUUGAUGCCACACUCAAAGAUUUUGCUGGAAUAUAAUGGCUCUUGAAUCAUCCAUCUUUCAGAUUGUAAUACCUAUCUUAUAAUAAUCUACGGAUAAUAUCUAUGUAAUAAAAGAAACAUAUCAAUUCCCACAUAAAUUGUUGAAUUAAUUAAAUUAAUGUCUUUGAUUAA
Benincasa hispida (wax gourd) is the source of this 1141-nucleotide messenger RNA. Its product is annotated as gibberellin 20-oxidase-like protein. NCBI's taxonomy places the organism in Eukaryota, Viridiplantae, Streptophyta, Magnoliopsida, Cucurbitales, Cucurbitaceae. The record is from RefSeq and is a predicted model, not a curated record.